This is a messenger RNA of Bipolaris sorokiniana ND90Pr, 570 nucleotides long. RefSeq lists its product as uncharacterized. Lineage: Eukaryota; Fungi; Ascomycota; Dothideomycetes; Pleosporales; Pleosporaceae. The record is from RefSeq and is a predicted model, not a curated record. The transcript is spliced from 2 exons. The coding region runs from base 25 to 570 and encodes 181 amino acids.
CUUAAAUUCAGGCCCGCGACAACCAUGCUUUGCGCCCUGCAUAAUUACGACCUGGCCACCCUUGGAUGCGACCGACUCUUGGGCCACGCGACCGUUCGUGCAGCCACAAGCUCGCAGCUCGACUCACGGCUAGCCGCCAUGCACGGAGAACCAUCGGCUCCUUGGCCUAUCACAGCCAAUGGCUUCCAGGACCCCGGUGCACUUCUGCCGCCCCCGCUGCUUGCGACCAAGACCCCACGAUGUCACUGUCCUGUUGCCUUCUCAUCCCUUAUUGCCAUCUCCACUGUUGCUCUCACUGCUGUCACAUGUCAAAAUUCUGACGCGUUCCACUGUGGCGAGUGUGGUGCAGAGCGGGCCGUCGCACGUCGAAGUCAUCCCGCGUCGAUCUUGCAGCUUGAUGCGACCCCAUCCAUGUCCGCAUCGUCACAAGGCCAACGUCCUGUCUCUGAGGGUGUGCGGUAUCUGGCUUACCCACCGCCCAGUGUGCGCAACGGCUUGCAGAGCAAGUCCACGAUCAACGGUCAACCGUUAUUGCUAUACAUAUACCAGUACGCACCGAUGCACAUCUGA